Messenger RNA from Penicillium brasilianum, 420 nucleotides. NCBI's taxonomy places the organism in Eukaryota, Fungi, Ascomycota, Eurotiomycetes, Eurotiales, Aspergillaceae. The record is from the annotation of a GenBank genome assembly.
AUGGACAUGUUACUCGCGACUUCUCAAUCUGGAGGUUUUGCCAUAGAGGAGCUUGGCGAGGUGAUGAUGGAAGCAAUUAAACUUGACAACGCCAGAUUUGUUUCUAAGCUUCUCUUCUAUGGUUUUCCGAUACAGCCUUGCUACGCUUUGGAGGCAACACUCCGUAAGGCGAAGGGCGCUCUCACAUGUUACAUCGAAGCAGGAUGGGAUAUCAAUGAGCCAGUUGGUGAGAUCAAACCUCCCGUACUUGGCUAUGCAGUCGACGAUGAAGAGAUGACUAUGUGGCUUCUUGAUCACGGAGCAAACCCGAAUAAGCGAUGCGAGAUAGAUUGCACCGCUUUGUCUUACGCUGUUCAACUUGCACCUGUUAGCAUCGUCAAGCUGAUGCUGAGCCGUGGAGGCGAUGUACGAAAGGGAUAG